Messenger RNA from Candoia aspera, 1406 nucleotides. RefSeq names its product WASH complex subunit 3 (gene WASHC3). Bases 34 to 621 code for a protein of 195 amino acids. Gene Ontology annotation, cellular component: WASH complex. Gene Ontology annotation, biological process: exocytosis; actin filament polymerization. Lineage: Eukaryota; Metazoa; Chordata; Lepidosauria; Squamata; Candoiidae. The transcript has 7 exons. The record is from RefSeq and is a predicted model, not a curated record.
AUCGUGGCCUCGGCGCUGUGAGAGGUUGCCGGGAUGGACGAGGACGGGUUGCCUCUCGUGGGUUCGGGCAUCGACCUGACCAAGGUUCCAGCUAUCCAACAAAAGAGGACAGUGGCAUUUCUAAACCAGUUUGUGGUUCACACAGUUCAAUUCCUUAAUCGAUUUUCAACUGUUUGUGAAGAGAAAUUGUCAGCACUUUCUCUCCGUAUUCAGCAAAUUGAAACUAUGCUCAAUAUUCUGGAUGCAAAGUUAUCUUCUGUGCCUGGCCUAGAAGAUGAGAUCUCAAACACCAGUGUUAUGAAUGGCUCUGUCUCACAAACAUUGAUAGAUCCACAGACAACAAAUGUAUCACCUAACCUUGAGACCAGUGUACCUGAAUUGGGGCAACAGAGGACAGAUGGAACUGGUGAAAAUGUCACCACUGUAGCAAAGGAUCCACGCUAUGCUAGAUACCUCAAAAUGGUUCAAGUGGGUGUUCCUGUUAUGGCAAUAAGAAACAAAAUGAUUUCUGAAGGAUUAAACCCAGAUCUUCUUGAAACACCAGAUGCUUCAGUGCCUGCAUGGGGAGAUGAGACAAAUGCAGGAGAAAGUUCUGAUAGUGAAUCUUCAUUUAGUGACUGAUGGUGUUGGCCUUGCAGGAGAAUGUUUAACUUUUCCUUAAAAGCAUUGUCUAGUCUCUCUCUGUACAAAUUUUAUAUGAUUUCCUGAAUUUCUUGAGCCAUAUGAAGUAUUCUUUAAAAGCAGAAGCUUUGCACAUUAAUAUUUGCAUCAUCAUCUGCAGAAUUUAGAAUGAAAGCCUAGUUAAGUGACACUAUCACAGUGUGCUCUUAUGUAAGAUGUGGGGUAAGUGUUGCUCUAAGGAUAUUCAGGGUGAAGCUGAAGAUGAGAAUAGACUCAUACCCUUUUUCCAAAUGAAUUCUGCCACCCUGCUCAUUCUUUUGGUAAUACAUAAUCUUGUAAAUUUCAAGGAUUAUUUCCAUGUCUCUUCCUGGUAACUGUUCAGAAUUCAGUGAAUGCUGAUCUGUUGUUUCCAUGCUGCAGAAUUCAAAGCACCACAUUCUGGCAUUGGGAUAGAUGCACACAUUCUGUUUGUUCCGAAGGGUUGAGAAUGGGAACAAGGAGUAGUGACAAGGAAGAUUGAGGACAAAAAAGAAUGGUGUCUGUCUGAAAUGAAUGGGCAUUAUUUCAUUCAGGGCAAGCUACUAGAUAUUGUUAUAUGGCCCCUCUUGUUUUUUCUUAGAGAAUCCAGUUCCAGCCAUUUGCAAAUACAAAAUCUGGAUAAUAGCAGAAUUGUAUCUCUGUUACCCUGCUUGGCAAAACAUAUGUGGUCUUUCAUUGAUCUCUUGUUUAGAAUUUUCUUCCUGAGUAUUACAAUAAAUCCAAUACAUAAAAGAGCAGUUAUAAAA